Molecule: messenger RNA, 2155 nt
Organism: Saccostrea echinata
Lineage: Eukaryota; Metazoa; Mollusca; Bivalvia; Ostreida; Ostreidae
Exons: 14
Coding region: 3-2039 (678 amino acids)
Biological process (GO): regulation of membrane potential; nervous system process; chemical synaptic transmission
Cellular component (GO): synapse; neuron projection; membrane
Molecular function (GO): extracellular ligand-gated monoatomic ion channel activity; neurotransmitter receptor activity; transmembrane signaling receptor activity
Source: RefSeq, a predicted model, not a curated record
UCAUGACAGAGCAGGAGAGGAAAGUUGUGCCAAAGCAUACAGUUCAAACACGUGUCGUGUUUCUGAAAUUAAGCGACAUCGACACAGUCAAAGAACAAUUUGCUGCAGAAGUUUUCAUUGAAAGUAGAUGGCGGGAAAAAUCUCUAGACCAUGGAAAGGAAAAUGACAACAUGGAUUUUUCAAAAUACUGGAAUCCCAAACUUCUUGUUCAGAACGUCAUCUCGGCAUCGAAAGACAAUGUUUGGAAAAAGUUGGAAUUUGGAAAAAAUGGCGAGGCUUUUAUUGUAGAAAAAAGAAGAAUUAAAGGAAUAUUUACAGAAAAUUUGGAACUUCAAGAUUUUCCAUUUGAUCUACAGGACCUGAGCAUUGUGGUGACGUCUGAACUCUCGGAGGAGGAGCUAGAAAUUAUAGAGGAUGCCGAACACUUGAGUUCCAUCAUAGUUUCCUGUUUUGUGGACGAACAGGAAUGGGAGUUAAGGGAAUAUGUAGAAUCAGAAAUAAGAAAGGUGUCUAAAGAGUUCACGGGAUCAAAAAACGUGGUCUACCCGUUCCUCGUGUUUAAAGCUCUAGCUAUGAGACGAGCUGGAUUCUUCGUCUGGAAUAUCAUAUUGAUAAUGACCAUCAUCAGUUCUUUGUCCUUCGCCACGUUUGCUGUUGAUAGAGAUUUGCCACAGAACCGACUUCAACUGGCCUUUACCUUGACCCUCACAGGAGUCACGUUCAGAUUCGUAACCAACCAACAACUUCCUAAGAUUUCCUACUUAACAAGACUGGACAAGUACAUUUUAUACUGUAUGAUUUUUAACUACCUAAUCACGGCCUGGCACGCCAUUGUAACUCUAAUUCCGGACAGAGGUACCCAAGCCGACUGUGAUCUUUACUUCUUCAUUGGUUUCGCGGUCUUCUACGCUCUGUUCCAUAUCUUAUUUUAUGCCAUAUCAUUGAAAACGAGGACAGUUUACAUGCGAGUGGUGUUCAUUCGACUGGACAAUGUGGAUACUUUGAAGGAACAGUUUGACGGUGACGUUUAUUUCCGGGCCAGAUGGCGGGAACCCAAACUAGAUAACCUUAAGGAAAAGCAGUCAGUUGAGUAUAAGACUCUCUGGAAUCCUGGCAUUUCCAUCAGAAACAAAGUCUCAGAAAAAUAUUCCAAAACCUGGUAUGAGACACUGGUGGUAAAUGGAGAAGCUUAUAUAGUGCAGAAAUCAAGACAGAAGGGGACAUUUACAGAGAAGUUAGAGCUCUACGACUUCCCAUUUGAUUCACAAAAUUUGAACAUAUGCUUCACAUCCUCGCUGCCCACCUCUGAGAUAGAACUGGUCGAGGACCGAGAUAAACCGAGUGAAAUAGGCGUCUCCUGCUACAUACACGCCCAGGAAUGGGACCUCGAACCCUAUAUUGAGUCAGAGGUCACAACUGCGGUCAACGAAGAAACUCACAACCCAAUCCUCCAAAUCCGAGGUUUGGCCAGCAGAAAAUAUUCCUUCUUCCUGUGGAAUAUUAUAAUCAUAAUGACUUUGAUUGGGUCCUUACCAAUAACCACAUUUGCCAUUGACCGGAAUAAUCCACAACGUCGUCUUUUGCUAGGUUUUAUUUUAGCCUUAACUGGAGUCGCCUUUCGAUUUAUGGCCAACCAAAGCAUUCCAAAAAUACCUUACCAAACUCUACUAGAUAGAUAUUUGUUAAUAAGUAUGUUGUUUAACUACGUUGUGAGUAUUUGGCACAUCGUCGUUUCGCGUUUUGACGAUGACCGAGAUACACAGGGCACUAUGGACCUCUGGGCCUUCGUCGCUACAGUCAUCGUUUACAUCGCAUAUCAACUCACAUUUAUGGUUAUCGUGGCCAUCAAGAUUUUACUAAAAAAGAGAAAAAUUGAUGAAAAAGUACAGAUUUAUCAGAAAAGUUUACAUGAUGCAAAUUCGUCAGAACAAGUAAAAAAUCCUAAUAAGUUAAAUAAACUACAGAAAAGACAGACUGUGGCCAGAUUUUCACAUCUUAUACUUAAAUCAUCACAAGAAGAGAAGGAAAAGACAGAGUGAUUGAAAAGCUACACAACCAAGAGCUUAUUUUGAUUCGUUAUUUAAGAAUAUGACAGGAUUUUAUGUGCUUAGUGUUUGAUAUAAACUAUAUAAUUAUUCAAUGUUUAUUUUCUUGU